UUGGAGGAAGAUUGACAAGGUGGGGGAGAAAGAAACGAAGAAAGUAGAUAGAAGAAGGAAGUAGGAGGACGAGGAGGGUGCAGCAGAGAUUCAGUCACCAUAUCCCCACUUUGAUUUCUUGCUCUUAUUAUUAUUCUUCUUCUUCCCCCUCUGUCUUUCUAGCUCUGGUGUUUUUUGGUGGUCUUUGGUUGUGGAGGGAUUUGUGGAGAGAGAGAGAUGGGUCGUGGUAAGAUAGAGAUAAAGAGGAUAGAGAACACGACGAAUAGGCAGGUGACGUUCUCGAAGAGGAGGGCGGGGAUCAUCAAGAAGGCGAAGGAGCUGACCGUCCUCUGCGACGCUCAUGUCUCCCUCAUCCUCUUUUCCAGCACUCAGAAGCUUUUUGAGUACUGUAGCCCUACCACCACGAUGAAGAAAAUGAUCGAUCGGUAUCAGCAAGUAACUGGAACCAAUUUGUGGGACUCCCAUUAUGAGAGUAUGCAAAAGGAAUUUAACAAACUCAAGGAGAAAAACGAAAGGCUCCGCAAGAGCAUCAGACAAAGGAUUGGGGAAGAUCUUGAUGAAUUAAACCAUUCUGAGCUGUGCGGUCUUGAGCAAAAUCUCAGCGAAGCACUUAAGAAAAUCAGAUUAACACUUGAGAACAAAAUCAAAAGACAAAUUGAUACUUCUAGGAAAAAGAUAAGGUUAGCCGAUGACCCUAGAAACAAAGGUUUCAGGGAGUUACAAGAAGAAAUCAACUGUAGUUUUGAUGGAAGUGAAGAUAAUUAUGAAUCAAUGAUGGUUAUAAGAAAUAGUGAUGCACAGCCAUGCCCAGUACGCGUGCAACACAGCCAUCCAAAUCUACACGAAAGAGGAUAUGGAUGCCAUGAUUUAAGUCUAGGAUGAAUGUUUUGGUUGUUGUCUUAGUAAGGUCGAGUAUGCAGACUCUUUUUAAUUAGAAUUAGGUUAGGUGUUUCCUUUGUUUUCACUGGCACAGUGUGUGCCUUGCUGAUAUAUGGACAAUCUAAAGUAUGAAAUGCAGUUCUUGAUUUUGA
Molecule: messenger RNA, 1031 nt
Organism: Nymphaea colorata (pocket water lily)
Lineage: Eukaryota; Viridiplantae; Streptophyta; Magnoliopsida; Nymphaeales; Nymphaeaceae
Product: agamous-like MADS-box protein TM6
Exons: 7
Coding region: 217-882 (221 amino acids)
Biological process (GO): positive regulation of transcription by RNA polymerase II
Cellular component (GO): nucleus
Molecular function (GO): protein dimerization activity; RNA polymerase II cis-regulatory region sequence-specific DNA binding; DNA-binding transcription factor activity, RNA polymerase II-specific
Source: RefSeq, a predicted model, not a curated record